Messenger RNA from Corylus avellana, 1676 nucleotides. RefSeq names its product growth-regulating factor 8. Gene Ontology annotation, cellular component: nucleus. Gene Ontology annotation, molecular function: ATP binding. NCBI's taxonomy places the organism in Eukaryota, Viridiplantae, Streptophyta, Magnoliopsida, Fagales, Betulaceae. The record is from RefSeq and is a predicted model, not a curated record. Gene Ontology annotation, biological process: developmental process; DNA-templated transcription; regulation of DNA-templated transcription.
UGGGAUAUGAUUUAAGGACUCCCAAGUCUCACAUACAUAAGUUUUAGAAGUCCCGCAGAGAGUGAAAGAGCUAGCUUGAGUCUUAAGAUAACCUAUUUUCCAUUUGGGGCUAAGAGUAGAGUGGUUGAUGGGAAAGGUGGGUUUUUGAUCUCAUGGAGACAAGAAACGGGUUAGUGGGUUGGGUGAAGGAAGCAACAGCAACAGAGUGCGAUGUUGGGUUGGGUUUGAGGAUGCAACCUGCUCAAUCAUUUCCUCAGAAGAUGAUGAUGGUGAUGCCACAUCAUGAUCAUCCUUCUCAUGAAGCUCUGCCCAGCAAUGGUGGUUUUGGUUGGGAAACCGGUGGUGGUAGGCAUAUGUUCUGUAACACAAGUAACCAAGUGGCGCCUAUGAGGGAUAUAUACGAUCUUGUUGUUGGUGCUGAUGCUGGUUCUGGUGCUAGAGCUGCAGUGGUGCCAAAGCCUCUGAAUCCCUCCAACACUGAUAUUUUUACCUUCAAUUCCUCAGGAGGUAUGGCAGCAUCUGAAAAUGUGAGAGAUCCUUUUACAGCAGCUCAGUGGCAAGAGCUUGAGAGACAAGCUAUGGCUUACAAGUACAUGAUGGCCUCUGUCCCUGUCCCUCCUCAAAUCCUCGUACCCUUUACCAAAAGUCCCUCAAAUGUUGCUCACUCCCACUCCAAUUAUGGAAAUGGUGGUUCUUGGGAAUUGGGGUUCUCAAACAACUCGGAUCCAGAGCCAUGGAGGUGUCGGAGAACAGAUGGGAAGAAAUGGCGGUGCUCGAGAGACGCAACGCUUGAUCAGAAAUACUGUGAGAGACACUCUCACAAAAGCCGUCCCCGUUCAAGAAAGCCUGUGGAAUCAGAAGCCCAAUUCAUCAACAACAACGAAAUCAACAAUAAUGCCACUACCAAGCCUUAUCAAAAGCCUCAUUUUUUUAACCGGACAUGUCACAACCAUCCAUGUCCUACAACCAUGGUCUCUGUCUCUGCAACAUCAUGUGAACCAUCCAGGUGCUUGGAGUGGUUCACGAAAGGAGAAAGCUUCCCUGUGGCUGGCGCGACACAAGAGUCCUGGCAGCAAAUGAUGCAGUUCAAUGUGGAAUUAAACAACUGUGUUACACAUGUGGGUGAUGGCCAAGGACUGCAAACUUUGGAAGGAGCUCUAAACCUCAACCACACGCAACAAAAGAGGCAUUUUCUUGAUGCGUGGUCCACAGCAGAGGGAGAUAAUAAUAAUAUUGGUGAAAUUAACAACAAUUGCUCAAAGCUACCACUUUCAGACCUUGCACCAUCAAUGUGUGUUGGAAAUGAAAUUAAUGAAGAAAGCAAAAAUGACCAAAUGGGUGCUGGAACUUCGGGUUCAGAACGGGAGAAUGGAGGAGACAUGAAAUCCCCGUGGAUGAAUUCACUUUCGUGGAUGAGUUCGCCACCUGGUGGACCAUUAGCAGAAGCCUUGUACCUUGGCAAUAUUGAUGGUUCUGCAAAAGCUGGAUCCCCUUUUGGCUGCAGCAAUGGCGCCACCAGCAGUAGAAGCCCAUGCAGAGAGGGUGGGAAAUGACUCAAUUCAAUCAGCUGAGUAACACAAUAAAGAUUCUAGCUAGCAAUUUUACUAUCCGCAUUGCUUUCAGACAUCCAAUGUGAGAGAAUUAAUAUAGAACUUACUUGUCCAAACAAGUUUUCU